CUAAAUGGAGAACUUAUUAACGUUACCAUCUCAGUAACCAGACUUCCAGGUUAACGGAGAAGGGGAACGGUGUGCGUGUGUCAGCGGUUCCCUCCGACCAAAGGACGAGCGGAGCGGCUGCAGAGCCCAGUCCCGCCCCCGUGGUCUGUCUGUCUGUGCCCCCGUCACAUACUGAGCGCUGCACACCCGCGCGCCACUUCCAGCUCUCGAGCGCCUUCUCUCUCUCCCUCACGCGCGCAACUUGAGCCAGCCCCGGACCGCGACAAUGUCCGAAUACUUCAGCCUGUCGGACUGCGACGUCAUCGGCUUCGACCUGGACCACACGUUGUGCCGCUACCGUCUGAAGGAGACCUCCAGGCUGAUCUACGAGAGCUUUGCUAGGUAUCUGGUGGAGCAUAAGGGAUACGACAAAGACCUUCUGAAUCUGACGCCUACUACCUGGGAUUUCUGUUUUAAGGGCUUAGUGGUGGAUCUGGAAGAUGGGAACAUUGUGAAGCUGGCUGAAGAUGGCACUGUCUUACGGGCAACACAUGGAACCAACGACCUCAGCACAGAAGAAAUCAUCAAACAUUACGGGCCACAACGGGAGUGGAAGCACUUCAACAGCCUAAACACCUCCUUCACCAGAUCAGCUAAAUACUACUUCUACGACAAUUACUUUGAUCUUCCGGGUGCUCUGCUCUGUGGAAAGGUUGUGGACAUGUUACUGAAGCGGGGAAAUGAGGUGAACUCUGAGUUUUGGAAGGACAUGGUGGCUGCCAUCGACCAUAAUUACAAUACAUCUGCAUUCAAAGAGGAUGCAGGGACUUAUUUUCCCAGCAUAAAGAGAGAUCCAGGCCGUUAUUUGCAGCCCUGCUCAGACUCUGUGAAGACCUGGCUGCGCAGCAUGAAGACUGCCGGGAAGGUUCUCAUCCUCAUCACCAGCUCCCACAGUGACUAUUGCAGACUCAUCUGUGACUACAUCCUGGGGAAGGAUUUUGAGGAGCUGUUUGACGUCAUCAUCACCAACGCCCUGAAGCCUGGCUUUUUUUCCUUGGUGCCCCAGCAGAGGCCCUUUAGGACCCUUGUGAAUGAUGUGGAAGAAACGGAGGGGCUGCCAUCGCUGGACAAGCCCGGCUGGUACUCCCAGGGCAACUGGCCACACCUCCACGAGCUGCUUAAGACCAUAACAGGAAAACCAGAACCCAAGGUAGCGUAUUUUGGCGACAGCAUGAGGUCCGACAUAUUCCCCGCCACCACCUUCGGGAAGUGGGAGACUGUGAUGAUAGUGGAGGAGAUGGAGGGAGAGGGCGUUCCCAAGAGUGACACGGCAAUGUCCAACGAGUCCCAAGUGGAGCCGCAAGAGAAAAGAGGAAAGUUUGAGGAUCAGGGCAUGAAGUCACCCUCUGACGUGUCCAACCAGUGGGGCUCCUACUUUGUUGAUGUGCACAGAAGUGGAGGGGGUGACGAGGAGCACCAGAAACUGACCUGGUGUUGUCACUGCAUUCACACAUACAGCACCAUGGCCAUCCCCAGCGUGGAGCACAUAGCAGAUCUUCCUCUGGAUUACAAGUUCCCCAGGUUUUCCCCAGACAAGCCCUGCACUGUUGGCUACUACCCCAGGCCUCCAGAUUCUGUGCUGAAGAGGUGCGAGGAGAUGUCGUAAAAAAGGGAAAAAAUGGGAUAAUAAGGAAGAGAAGAAAAAAAAAGUCCUCCCUAACCCCUCUGCCUCAGGAGAGGAAUGUGCCUCUGUUUUUUCGCCCGUAGUUUCCCAGUCGACCCUAAUAUCGCAGGGCCCAUACGCUCAUCCCCAUCCAGAGAAGCCAUGUGAAUGUAAGCCACAGUAACUCUGUAAUGACGCCUACGUUUGAAAGUUGUUUUGUGGUUUAGUGUUUCAAACUGGUGAAAAUACAAGAAAAACAACUCUGUGGGUGCGUGUGUGGUCCUCUCUCGUUUUAAACUGUUGAAUCCAUCCAGCUGGUCUAAAAUAAAGUGAACUUCUGUCGUCUGUCUUACUGUGAACUGAUUACCUCAAUAAGAAGAUCUGCUGUGAGUUACACAGGUGUCCUCAUCCCUUCAGAUCCUGAUCCGUUGUGUCAGUGGUUCUUUACAACCCUCUUAUUAUGAAGUUGUCUUUGUUUUUAAUGAUGGUUUCUGUGUAUCUAGUAACAUGAGGUAAAAGCUCUCCCUGGGGAAGUCGCUGUUGAUGCACAACUAGCACAAUGCUGUCCUUUCGUGUCGGCUGUCCAUGGAAGACACUUCAUGGUAAUACUGAUAGAUAAAGACUAGGCUAAAUAUCCUCUGUAUUAUUAUAGCAAAGUGCGACACUGGCUUUUUGGGUGACUGUUUAGAGGUGUAAACCAUGUGUGCUUUGUUUGUGUGUACACUGAAACAUGCUUUAACCGACCUCUGAAUGGGUAUUAUGUCCGUUUGCAUUGAAAGGUUCUGCCAUAAUGACACUCUUGGAACAUUCAAGUCUGUGGAAGUCUGUUGGUUGGAUCCGUCUGAACAGCACAAAGUAGACUUGGGAAAUAAUUGGCAUGGCUUCAGACCAAGCCUAAACAACAUAGUUUAACAUGAUGUCCAGAGGAGCUACGAUAUACAAAUUUAUCCAGGAUCAGCUGAUUCUGGUCCUAGGAGAUGUUUUACAAUCUAAAGCCCCUUUUAGUUCAUAGAUCUGUGAUAAUCUCACAACCACAAGCACCCCUUUGAGGAUCACUUCUGUCUUUCACAUCAUAGAAGUAAAUCAGGGAAGAUCACAAGGAUAUGUGCUUAGCCAGCACUGAUGUGCACACAUGCAGAAAAUAAGUGCGCAUUCAAUAAUAUUUUGAUAAAUCUGUCCUGAUCUUCAUGCUGUCUGUCCACAUACAAUCAGUGCUUCAAGUCCAAGCAAUGUUGGACGUAAUCCUCAACAUGUUAUCUGCAUCAGAUACUGCUGAUGAACAUAUCUGUCAGAAUAAACAGACACGGGAGCAUCAUAAAGUGGUGCUGCUCUGAUUGCACCCUGCGCAUCAAGUCUAACGAUAAGUUACAGGCAGUUUCCAGAGCAUCCAACAGUCAGGUAAAACAGCACCUAAAGACAUUGUUACCAGCAUUGACAUUUGAGUUCAGCAUCAGGUCAGGCAGAAACUGCCCAAUGUGUGGGAUGCACUCUUUACAACACCCAUGUCUGAAUAGCAUUGGUUCGCUGAGAGGCUCUUGUCCAUUAUGCCAACUGGCUGUAACACACCACUGAACUCCUGAUUCCACCUGUUCUCCACUGGUGCCUGUUUUAGACGUGCCAGAUACUUGCAAAUCAAAAAUUCUGCACCGGUCAGUAGUUCUCCAGGACGUUUGGCUUCUCAUUUAAAAUGUUUAUAGCAUGCUAUCUGAUGGAUGUCCGUGAGCUGUUCACAGAAUUUUCAACAGCUGUUUUGGGGUUGGUUUAUUUCACAGCUAUUGGGGGAAAUGUUUAUUAUUCUGAUGUACACUGGCAAAGACAAAUCAGAGGACCUGUGAGGUAUAGAAGAACUAAGAAAACUAAGUACUAACAAGAAUUAAUUGCCAAAAAAAAUGAGCAGCUGUGCUGCUGGUCAUCAGUCACGCCUAUCGUGCCAAAUUGAGUCGCCACCUCUGGGAUGAUUUGGUGUCAUCGGUUCACUAUGGCCUUCUUGUUUUCUCAAUUUGCACUAUUGAUGUGAUCCACAAUAAGGUUCUGCUUGGUAUAUUCCAGUAUUUGUUCCCAGAUUUGCUAUACACAAAGGAGACAGUAAAUUAGAAGAAUGUUGGACACGUCCCUUCAGGCUGGCCAUCUCACAGUUGAAGAGACAAGAUUUCGCUCCUAAAAAGCAAAAAGCAUCAUGGAUGUGAGACUGGUUAUCCAAUGUGUAUUGUUAGUUGUGCUGUGUGUGUAAAUGUUUUAUGCAUACAGCGUUGUGAUUGUACCUGUACUACUUCUUUCAUCUGACAUAGAGAUUAUUUGCACAUUUGCCUUAUGUUGGACUCAUUUGUGGUCUUAGGUUCUUAAAAAAGGCAGAGGAAGUUCAUUUCUGUGUUUAGGUGUUGAAGUACUGUCAACAAAAUAAAAUGUUCUAUGAUUUCUACA
Molecule: messenger RNA, 4063 nt
Organism: Fundulus heteroclitus (mummichog)
Lineage: Eukaryota; Metazoa; Chordata; Actinopteri; Cyprinodontiformes; Fundulidae
Gene: nt5dc1
Product: 5'-nucleotidase domain containing 1
Exons: 12
Coding region: 266-1645 (459 amino acids)
Molecular function (GO): 5'-nucleotidase activity
Source: RefSeq, a predicted model, not a curated record